AUGCUCUCUGGCUUCAGGUCUUUUUGGCACCGUCGAGCAAUGGAUCCUCUCAUAGCCGUCGUCGGCGCUACAGGGACAGGCAAGUCCAAGCUUGCAGUGGACUUAGCCUCCCGAUUCAAUGGCGAAAUCAUCAAUGGUGAUGCGAUGCAGAUGUAUCGCGGUCUGCCAAUUAUCACGAAUCAAAUCCCAGCCGAGGAACGAAACGGCAUCCCCCACCACCUACUCAGCUGCAUCGAUCUCAACGCCGAGGCAUGGCGCAUAGGAAACUUCAAGCGAGAAGCGCUACGACUCAUCGACGAUAUCCGGUCGCGUGGAAAGCUACCAAUUCUUGUCGGCGGCACACACUAUUACACCCAAGCGGUGCUGUUCAAAGACCAGCUCGUGGGGGAGGGAGCGGACGAAGGAGACGCCGAGGCAGGACAAGAGCUCGAGUCGACCUCGCAGAAAUGGCCGAUCCUUGACGCAGAGCCGGAAGUCAUGCUGGAGGAAUUGCGCAAGGUAGAUCCGGUUAUGGCUGCUCGAUGGCAUCCUAGAGAUGGGCGAAAGAUCCGGCGGUCAUUGGAGAUCUACCUGAAGACAGGGCGGCCGGCUUCGGAAAUCUAUAAAGAGCAGAUGUCGCAGAAGGAAGAAGCCGUGCAGAAGGAUGAGGGUCUACUGCGGUUUAAUACGUUGGUCUUUUGGGUCCAUGCUGAAAAGAAGAUCCUCAACGCGCGCCUGGAUGCGCGUGUCGAUGAUAUGGUCGAACAAGGCUUGAUGUCUGAGGCGCAGAAAAUGUCGGACUAUAUCCAUGAGAAACACUCUCAAGGUGUUGAAGUCGAUCAAACGCGCGGAGUUUGGGUUUCUAUUGGAUUUAAAGAAUUGGCGCCUUACUUUGAGGCUGUUCGGAAUGGGGAUCUCAGCGAGGAAGAAAUUGAAAAUCUCAGGCGGACAUCUCUUGAAUCGAUUCGAACGGCCACUCGACAAUACGGAACCUCUCAAGUCAAAUGGAUCCGCAAUAAGCUGUGGCGCGCACUUUCAGAAUCUGGAAAGACACAUUGUUUGUAUCUUCUGGACAGCUCCAAUAUCAGCGAGUGGAAGAACUGCAUCACUGAACCAUCGGAGCAGCUUGUUCAAAAGCUCCUUCGGAAUGAGCACAUGCCAGAUCCCAAAUCUCUCUCCGAGCUGGCGAAGACUGAGCUCAGCGCAAAGGAAGCACAAGGGCGGAUCAAGACCCAGACAGAGAUUCUGAAGUGCUACACCUGCGACCACUGCAAGAAGACCAUGUCUGGUGAGGACCAGUGGAACAUUCAUAUCAACGGAAGUCCUCACAAAAGGGUGCUUCGGGCGGGGAAGAAGAAAGCACAGCGCGAUGCUUAUUUCCGACAGAGAGAAAUGGAGGAGAAGCAGAAGCAGAUUCUCAACCCUGAAUUAUGA
Penicillium antarcticum is the source of this 1413-nucleotide messenger RNA. RefSeq names its product tRNA dimethylallyltransferase. Gene Ontology annotation, cellular component: mitochondrion. Gene Ontology annotation, biological process: tRNA modification. Gene Ontology annotation, molecular function: ATP binding; tRNA dimethylallyltransferase activity. The record is from RefSeq and is a predicted model, not a curated record. The coding region runs from base 1 to 1413 and encodes 470 amino acids. NCBI's taxonomy places the organism in Eukaryota, Fungi, Ascomycota, Eurotiomycetes, Eurotiales, Aspergillaceae. The transcript is spliced from 2 exons.